Metarhizium album ARSEF 1941 is the source of this 2313-nucleotide messenger RNA. RefSeq names its product Sorting nexin mvp-1. The transcript is spliced from 4 exons. Gene Ontology annotation, cellular component: endosome. The record is from RefSeq and is a predicted model, not a curated record. Gene Ontology annotation, biological process: protein targeting to vacuole; retrograde transport, endosome to Golgi. Bases 1 to 2313 code for a protein of 770 amino acids. Gene Ontology annotation, molecular function: phosphatidylinositol-3-phosphate binding. NCBI's taxonomy places the organism in Eukaryota, Fungi, Ascomycota, Sordariomycetes, Hypocreales, Clavicipitaceae.
AUGUCGCUCUUCGGAUCCUCGCCUCCCGAGGAGCAUAACGAGCCGUCCACGCCGACCCGUCAAAGUCCAGGAUCGCGACGCCGCGGCGGCGGGCUCUUCGACGAGUCGCCCUCACACAAGGUGGCCUCCAACAGUCUGUUCGACGACGGCCAAAGCGCCGGCGACGAUUCCUCGCCCUGGGACAUGCCCACGCCCCGUGGGCAAAAAACUCGCGCCGACAUGGUCCGAAACUUGCUGCCCGCGUCCGACGUUCCCGACAGCUACAUCGCCGCCUUUGACGUCGUUGUUCGCGAUCAUGGCUUCUCCGGCCGCGCAACGGCUGCCGGCAUUGCCAACUUGUUCGCCAAUGCUCGUCUUGGUCCCGAGGCCCAGACGCGCAUCAUGUCCCUUGUCGCACCGGGAGACGGCUCCGAUGUGUCGCUUGGGCGGAACGAGUUCAACGUGCUGCUAGCCUUGGUCGGCUUGGCUCAGGAGGGAGACAUUAUCAGCCUCGACGGUGUGGAUGAGAGACGACGAAACCUGCCGCAACCCAAGCUCCCUGGCCUCACCGCCGAGCCAGUGCUGCCACCCGUUGCCGAGCUCGCCGCGAAGCCGCCACAGACGCCGAACGAGAGCCUGGGCCAAGGCGAGGUCCGCCCAGCGCUGAAUCAAGAGGGUGAAGCCAGUCGCCAGCGUCGAGCAUUGGUGCAGGUGCAGGCAGACACACCGCCGCAGCCCAAAGGCCUUCGCCCAGCCAUGGAUGAUCCAGAGGACGACCCGUGGAAUACUCCCGAGGUUCACAAGGGCCAUGACCACUCCAAGCUCAAUGGCAGCAGCAGCCAUGCAAUUGUCAACGGGCAAUCCAGCUUCGACCCGUCGUCGCCAGCCACAACUAUCGCGGACCAGAGCUUGAGCCAAUAUGCCUCUGCAGAACCAAUAUCCUCUUCGGUACACGGCAACAGAUCAGGAAAUGACGCCGUCCAGGGCCAAGGUGGCUGGGGUUUCUAUGGGGGCUCCAAUGCCUCGAGAAGCGGUGGAGGCUUCGCUGACAACUCGCACAGCAUCACGCCGAGCGCGUCGAACACUUCGCAUUCCUUUGGAGGAGACGGCGGCGGCAUAGACCGCUCUCCCGGGCGUGAACCGCCUGCAAACGCGAGUCGAGCCACGGCCGGACGCACGGGUUCCAGUGUCGAGGAGAACAUUGUCGUGACCCUGAUGCCCGGCAAGGAGGGCGUGUUUCUGUUCCAGCACCACAACUACGAGGUUGCCAGCCAACGUCGAGGAAGCAAGGUCAUCCGCAGGUACAGCGAUUUUGUUUGGCUUCUAGACUGUCUACACAAGCGCUAUCCUUUCAGGGUACUGCCUCUCUUACCACCCAAGAGAGUCGCUGUGAACGGCAACCACCUAUCCAACGACGGCGCCUUUAUAGAGAAACGGCGGCGAGGAUUAGCUAGGUUCUUGAAUGCUCUCGUUCGACAUCCAGUUCUGGGCCAGGAACAGCUGGUAGUUAUGUUCCUCACCGUCCCUACGGAGCUGGCUGUGUGGCGGAAGCAAGCCACCAUCUCCGUGCAGGACGAGUUUGCCGACCGUGCCUUGCCGCCUGGACUCGAGGACUCUCUCCCACCCACCCUGGAGGAGCUGUUCAGCCGCACCAAGUCGGGUGUCCGCCGCUCCGCGGAGCUGUACAUCAACGUUUGCAACAUCAUGGACCGGCUCGUGAAGAGGACCGAAGGCGUGGCGGCGGACCACGCCCGCGUCGCCAUGUCGCUCACUUCGCUUACGGAAACGUCGGCCGACACGUAUGCCACAGACACCAACGAGAUCCCGCUGCUCAACGACGGGCUGGUGGCAAUGAGCAAGCACCUCCGGACCUGCCAGACCCUGCUGGAGGACGAAAGUCGCGGCUGGGACGAAGGGGUGCUGGAGGACCUCAAGCGACAGAGAGACUCCCUCGUCAGCGUGCGCGAGCUGUUUGACCGCCGGGACAGGCUCGACAAGGACAACAUCCCGUACCUGGAGAGGAGGAUACAGGCCAACGAGACCAAGUUGGCUGCUCUGCGGGCCAAGCCGGAAGGCACGGUCAAGCCCGGCGAGAUUGAAAAGGUAGCCGAGGCCAUCAUCAAGGACAAGGAGUCGAUCGUGCAGCAGCACAAGCGGUCCGUUUUCGUAAAGGAGUGCAUCCGCGACGAGCUCGUCACGUUCCAGUCGACGCAGUACCACGUCAGCCGCUGGAACCAGGACUGGGCCGGCGAGCGGGUCAAGUACGCCGAGAUGCUGGCCGACAACUGGCGACGCCUGCUGGAUGAGCUGGAGGGCAUGCCUCUCGGGGAUUGA